GCGCCGCAGCUGGUCUACAGGUUUAUCGAACAGACAAUGCAGACCGGUCCAUCGGUUUCUCUGAAAUGCAGCGCCGCGGGUAAUCCCACGCCGCAAAUUUCCUGGCUGCUGGAUGGAUUUCCGCUUCCGCAAAACGACAGACUCCUGAUUGGCCAGUACGUGACCGUGUACGGGGACGUAAUAUCGCACGUGAACAUCUCGUCGGUGAAGUCCGAAGACGGGGGCGAGUACGAGUGCAUCGCGAGUAGCCGCGCUGGCGAGGCCAGCCACUCGGCCAGGCUCAAUAUUUACGGUUUGCCAUAUGUCAGGCCCAUGUCGACGGUUUCGGCGGUCGCUGGGAAACAGUUUCACAUCAAAUGCCCGGUCGCUGGUUACCCCAUCGAAUCGAUCGUUUGGGAGAAAGCAGACGGAGUAAGGCUGCCCACGAACAUGAGACAGAGGGUUGCGAACGGCAGCCUGUUCAUCGAUACGGUGCAACGAGCCGCCGAUCAAGGCACGUACACGUGCACCGCCAGGAACAAGCAUAACUUCACCUCUCAACGAUCAGUCGAAGUGCGCGUUCUAGUUCCACCGCGGAUCUCGCCGUUUUAUUUCGAGAACGGUGUGACGGAGGGGAUGAGGACACAGCUAAUGUGUACCACGAGCCAGGGUGACCAGCCGUUCAACAUCACGUGGUUGAUGGACGACAAACCGAUUCAGGUCAGAUCGGGUGACGGUGCGUCGGCGUCGUCACUGGCGUCGUCGUCGUCGUCAUCGUCAUCGUCGUCGUCCUCGUCGUCGUCGUCGUCGUCGUCGUCGUCGUCAUCGUCGUCUUCGGGCGGAUCCAACGCGGCCGUCGUCGAGACGGGCAACAACAUACAGAUAAGCGACUAUCCGCCGUUUUCCAGCAUCCUGACGAUAAAUAACGUCAGCGCUAAGCACAGCGGGAACUACACGUGCCAGAUCAGCAACGUCGCUGGCCUGGCCGAAUACUCGACCAGCCUCUCCGUUGCUGUGCCGCCGCGGUGGACGGUGGAACCUAUCGACCAGAACGCCGUUGUAGGUCACGGCGUCUCCAUUGCCUGUCAGGCUGAAGGAUUCCCCAUUCCGACGGUGACUUGGAAGCAAUCGAUCGGCGAUACACCAGGAGACUACAGAGAGCUGGGAUACAGCGGCACCGAGGGAGUUGGGGUUGCUGGAAACGGGUCCUUGGUGAUCUCACGGGUAUCCAGAGAUCAUGCCGGCUUCUAUCUGUGCCAGGCCAGCAACGGCAUCGGCCCCGGCCUCAGCAAGCUCAUUCGGCUAACAGUUCACGCGGGCCCUCAAGUAUCGGUGAAAACGCAGCAGGAGUCGGUGCGGCGAGGAGAGAGCGUGACACUACGCUGCGAGGCCGAAGGAGACGCACCUCUUGAUCUCAGUUGGCGUGCACGUGACAGCAGAGUCGAUCCCAACUACGACGUUAGAUACACGAUAGACAACCAGAAGGUGUCAGGAAGGUUGAUCUCCGAGCUGCGAAUCACCCAAGCGAACCACAUAGACCGUGGGGACUACAUGUGCGUAGCGACGAAUGCUUAUGGGCAUGCGAGGGCGAGCAUCAAACUGCUAGUUCAGGAGCCACCGAAUUUUCCCCGAAAUUUACACAUAGCCGAGCAAGGGAGCAGAUCGUUGCUGUUGGCCUGGUCGUCGCCGUCCAGCGAGCAGGAUCCAGCGCACGCUAGCUCCCCUAUAACCAACUACAUCGUGCAGUACAAGGAGGCGCAGGACGUGUGGCAUGAGCACAACAUGCAGAAGAUGGUGGCAGGGGACAACACGGUCGCGCUGGUAUCGCCUCUAAAACCGGCGACUUCCUACCACUUUCGGGUGCUUGCGGAAAAUCAUCUUGGAACAUCAGCGCCAAGCGACAUCCUUCAUGCCCAAACGGACGGCGAGAUCCCCGGCGGACCGCCGAGACACGUUACCGCCGAGCCCUUAGGACCGCAGCAAGUGAAGGUCACCUGGCAACCACCGGAUCGAUCCCUCUGGAACGGUGAACUUCUCGGAUACACCAUCAGCUACGCCAAUCUCGGGGGGAAUGAUCAAUCGGUGAACAUCACCAGAGUGGGAAUCACGGGAAACGGGGACGGUUCGUACGAUUAUAGGCUAACCGGCCUCCGGAAGUACACCCAGUACAGCGUGGUGGUGAAGGCGUUCAACAAUAAAGGCGACGGCCCAGGAUCUGACCCGGUGACGGUGCAGACCCUCGAAGACGUUCCAAGCGCCCCGCCGCAGAACAUGGCGUGCGCCGCGCUAACCGGUCAGAACAUCCAGGUGACCUGGAAACCACCACCUUCCGACAAAGUUCACGGGGUCGUGCAGGGCUACAAGUUGCUGUACGAGGCGGCCAGCGUGGUUCUCGAGCAGCAGGCAGGCAGGGAGACGAAGAUCAGCCAUGCACUGAGCACCGUGCUACACGGGCUUAGCCCGUACACCAAUUACACGGUGCAGGUGCUGGCCUACACCAGGGCUGGCGAGGGUAUCGCCAGCAGCCCGAUUUCCUGCACCACCGAAGAAACUGUUCCAGACGCGCCGGAGCGCGUAAAGGCCGUGACCAGUAACGAGGACGCGAUGGUGAUAUCUUGGCUGCCGCCGCGUCGGCCCAACGGAAUCCUCACCAAGUACACCGUCUAUAUCCGGGUGUUGGACCAGGGCCAGGAGGUGAAGAUCACUAAGAGUUCGUUGACUGCGCAGUACCUGCAUCACGAGGCGACCGGGUUGAAGCUGCGCGAGUCCUACGAGGCCUGGGUUACGGCCUCGACGAAAAUGGGGCAGGGACCUAGCACUCCGGUCAUCAAACUUCAGCUGAGCAGCACUGUUCCAGCAGCUAUAAUAUCGUUCGGGGUACCGUUGCUGAUGCCGUGGAGAAUGGACGUCAAUAUGGCCUGUCUCGCCGUCGGUAACCCUCGGCCAACGGUGGAGUGGCGUCGCGGCGACAUCAAGUUGCAACAGAAAUCAGACAUCGGGCCGGACAACACGUUAACGCUGAGGAACGUUCAGAGGACGCACGAGGGCAACUAUUCCUGCCACGUGAAGAAUCCCCUUGGCUCCGAUGAAAUCGCGUACACGCUGCAAGUGCAAGUGCCGCCAACCCCUCCGACUUUGCUCGCCACCGGGACCACAACCGACGCGGUCCAACUGCAGUGGAAACAGGGCGACAAUGGAGGCGCCCCUAUCAAGGGUUUCUUGUUGGCCUAUCGUCGAGAGUUCUCCGAGUGGGAGGAAGUGAUGCUUGAUAGGAAAGCAAACACGCAUCUGCUGGAAGGUUUGCAGUGCGGCACCAGGUACCAGUUCACGUUGGCAGCCUUCAACAGGAUUGGUAGCGGAAGCGCCAGCAAGGUCGAGUCAGCCAAAACAAAUGGGACGAAACCCAUUGCUCCUACGAAACAUCAACUAAUCAAGGCGAACCAGACGUUCGUUACAUUGGAGUUGACUUCCUGGCAAGAUGGGGGCUGCCCUCUGUUGUACUUCGUGGUCGAGUACAGGAGACUUCCUGGCGCUUGGUUGCUCGUGUCGAAUAACGUGUCGCCGCAAUCGAGAUUCUCUAUAUUGGACCUGGAAAGCGGCACCAAAUACGAGCUCCGUGUCACCGCGUACAACAACGCGGGCUCGACGCAGGCCGAAUACCUGUUCAGCACGCUGUCGCCGACCGGCAGUAAUCGAAUGCACGACGAGCAGCCGCCGGAAACCGAGGAGACCUCUUUGUUUUUUGACGCUCACGUGCUGGCGCCCAGCGUGAUCUCACUUUUGGCCGUGUUCCUCGCUGUGGCUGGCGUUUGCUUUUGCUUGAAAACACACGCAGAAAGGUCAGGCCGAGCGAACGAUCCGAAUUCGCAAACGCAGGCCGCGCUGGAGAACAAGCACAACAUGGAGCAGAGGGAACAGUACUACGCGACCGUGAGGAAACCGGGCCAGCAGUCACCCUGUCGCGAGGUGAGCGCGCUGGAAAGAAUACCCGAAUAUUCCGAAGACAUUUAUCCGUACGCCACCUUCAAUCUGCCCGAGCAGGAAAACCUGUCGGCGAACCCGAUGCGACAGGCGUUCUACUACGAACGUAGCGAAACGAUGCUGCAAGGCAAUCAGAACGUAGGUAACUCUUACACGUUGCAGUGCGACAUGGAGCAGUAUACAAAGGUACGAGGAAGGGCGCGACGGAAGUCGAAGUCGUUCAAGUCGGAGUCGGAGGAGUACGACACGCUGGGCUCGGACAGCGACACGGAGGUCGGUACCAGCAGUCGCACCGAGUCCUCGAAUCACCUGGACGACUCCGGGCCGGCGUCGAUAAUGACGCGGUCGCCGGGGCCGAAUUCGAUCGGGCAGAGGGAGCAGCGACUAGCCCUGGUCCCGAGGCCGGUUCAUCAUAAUGUGCUGUACCACACGCACGAAUCAAGUACAUCAACCGAGCCGUCACCAAUUUCUGAGAGGAAGACCUUCCCGAGGCUCGAGAAGCAAAGGAAUCAAGGGGCAACACCCGAUAUGGGGAUGGACGGUCGUGUACCGGGGAUCCUGCGCCCUGUGCUGAAGCUCUCGGAAUCCGGGAUGCAUUCGUAUUCGAGGGGGGCAUCGCCGAGUCAGCCGUCGAGGCCUGGAUCAUGCGAUCGGCUGGGGAAAGAUCCGAGCCCGAGGAAGUCCGUAGAAUCGUUGUGCCUGCUGGAGGAACCCGGAUCGUCCAGAAUGGCAAGGAGGGAAGAGGACUGGGGCAGCGAGCUGUCUACGUUGGAACUGAAACCGCCGACAGGCUUCACGGACGCGCACGAGACCAGCGAGGCCGAGUGCGAUAUCGACAUGAAGCUGAAGCUCCACAGGAAGAGGACGGGUUUUCCUUCUAACUCGCUCUCCAAAUCACCUAAAGACUUCACUAUCACUGUCUAAGUGUGUUAAUCAAAUAUUCGAAGGAGAAAAAAAAGAAAAAAAAUAAGAAAGAAGUAAAAAAUGAAAUGAAACGCUAACGAAACGAGUAAAAUAAAUGAUAAAAAAAAAAAAAAAAAACACGAUAUAUCGCAUAAGGAACACAGACACACGUACACGCAUACAGACACAGACACGUAAAAAUAAUAAAGCUGCCAAAGCAUGAUGAGUGUUAAUUCAAAAAAAGCAAAAAUGUAAAAAAAAAGAAAAAAAAAAAGUAUCGAAGCGCAAAAAGAAAAAAAAGAAAAUUUCCUCGCCGUUGAGAUUGUCGGGAUCC
Molecule: messenger RNA, 5197 nt
Organism: Frieseomelitta varia
Lineage: Eukaryota; Metazoa; Arthropoda; Insecta; Hymenoptera; Apidae
Product: Down syndrome cell adhesion molecule-like protein Dscam2
Exons: 21
Coding region: 37-4884 (1615 amino acids)
Molecular function (GO): protein binding
Source: RefSeq, a predicted model, not a curated record